AUGGCCGUGCAAGCGGCGACCCUGCACGCCCACCACCACCCCUUCGUCCCCUUCUGCUUCCCGGCGGGGCUGGGGGACUUCGGCGAGGCGGAGAAAGGCUACGACGACGGCGGGGGGCUUCUGCUCGGAGCAGGGGGCGGAGGAGGCGAGGCCGGGGGGGACUGCCGCGAAGCCACCCGCGACUUGCUCAGCUUCAUCGACUCGGCCUCCAGCAACAUCAAGCUGGCCCUCGACAAGCCGGUGAAAUCCAAGCGGAAGGUGAACCAUCGGAAGUACCUGCAGAAGCAGAUCAAGCGCUGCACGGGAAUGAUCGGGGGAGGAGGAGGGGGCGGCCCGGCGGCUCCCGGGCCUCAGGACGCGCCGCGGACUUCUCCGACGGGGGCGCCGUCGGCCUCCACGUCGCCCCCCUGCGGCGGAGCGGCGCAUUGCAAGGCGCCGGCCAAGCGCGAAGGCGGCACGUGGCAGAGCAAGAGCCUGGCCGCCCUCUUCGACUCGCUGCCGGCGGGCGGCAGAGAAGGCGCGUCGGGGCCCUCCCCCAGCGGGAAGAAAGUGCCCCUUCGCAAACGCAACCUGCCGCCCUCCUUUUUCACCGAGCCCAUCGCAAAGACCCCCGCCGGCCCGGAGGAGCUCUUCGACCUCCUGGCCGCCACCGCCCCCGAGUUUGGAAACCUCCUGCCGGAGCAGCAGCAGCCGCUUUACCAGGCGGGCAGCCGCCUGCAAGCGUCGUCGGAGCUGGGCGGGGAGUUCGAAUCUCUGCCGCUGCUCCCCCACUUGAUGUACCCCGAGCCUCCCCUGCGCCCCCUGCCGGCUCUUUACGCCGGACCGUCGGACCCUGCCGGGGCGGAGAGCAGCCCGACGGCUCACCUGCCUGCCUUCGCUCCCUUCUUCCCCGAUUGCCCCCUGCCUCCUCCCCCAACCGUGCCCUAUGACUAUCCCGCAGGCUAUGGCCGGGGGGCCACCUUAUUUUAA
Heteronotia binoei (common prickly gecko) is the source of this 969-nucleotide messenger RNA. RefSeq names its product protein FAM181B-like. The record is from RefSeq and is a predicted model, not a curated record. Lineage: Eukaryota; Metazoa; Chordata; Lepidosauria; Squamata; Gekkonidae.